UACAUUUCUUUUCACGUCACUCAGCAAAAAUCUACAAUUUUUAGAAAGUUUUCUGUAAGUGGAAACAAAUACAGUGUGUUAGGCUGAAGAUUUGAAGUUAACAAACAAUGGAUCUUAAUUUUGGAAAAUGCUGUGGUUCUAAAAAGAAGGAAUCAUGGAGGUCUGUUUUGCUUCUUGCUUAUCAGAGUCUUGGUGUUGUCUAUGGAGACUUGAGUAUCUCUCCUCUUUACGUCUUUAAGAGCACUUUUGCUGCAGACAUUCGACAUUCAGAGACUAAUGAAGAGAUAUAUGGUGUUCUGUCUUUUGUUUUCUGGACUCUUACUUUGCUCCCUUUGCUUAAGUAUGUCUUCAUUGUCCUUCGUGCUGAUGAUAACGGAGAAGGUGGGACUUUUGCUUUGUACUCACUGAUAUGCCGUCAUGUCAAAGUUAGCCUGCUUCCAAACCGACAAGUAGCUGACGAGGCACUAUCCACUUAUAAACUGGAGCAUCCACCGGAGAAGAUCCAUGCCUCUUGUGUGAAAAGAUAUCUGGAGAAGCACAAGUGGUUACACACUGCUUUGCUGAUUCUUGUUCUUCUUGGGACUUGUAUGGUUAUUGGAGAUGGACUUCUCACUCCAGCUAUCUCUGUUUUUUCUGCUGUGUCAGGUCUUGAGAUGAAUAUGUCUAAAGAACAUCACCAAUAUGCAGUGAUUCCUAUUAGCUGCUUCAUAUUAGUCUGCCUUUUUGCCCUUCAGCAUUUCGGGACACAUCGUGUUGGGUUUGUUUUUGCGCCUAUUGUCCUUACUUGGCUGGUUUGUAUCAGCGGUAUUGGCUUGUACAAUAUAAUACAGUGGAAUCCUCAUGUAUACAAAGCGCUUUCUCCUAAGUACAUGUUUAUGUUCUUGAGAAAGACGAGAGUAAGUGGAUGGAUGUCUCUAGGCGGGAUCUUGUUGUGUAUAACUGGUGCUGAGGCCAUGUUUGCUGACCUUGGUCAUUUCAACUACGCUGCGAUUCAGAUUGCUUUUAGCUUCCUGGUUUAUCCAGCUCUCAUAUUGGCAUACAUGGGACAAGCUGCUUACCUAUCCCAGCAUCACAACUCUGCUCACGCCAUUGGGUUCUACGUCUCUGUGCCAAGCUUGGCUGUAAUGGCGGUUAUGCUAGUGACAACAUGUCUUAUGACACUAGUCAUAGUUCUUUGCUGGCACAAGCCACCGAUCCUAGCCCUCAUGUUCCUCCUCUUCUUCGGAUCAAUAGAACUACUCUACUUCUCAGCCUCACUAACCAAGUUCCGUGAAGGCGCUUGGCUUCCCAUACUCUUAUCACUCUUCUUCAUGAUCAUCAUGUUCGUUUGGCAUUACACAACAAUCAAGAAGUACGAGUUUGAUCUCCAGAACAAAGUCUCUCUCGACUGGCUUCUCGCGUUAGGUCCAAGCCUAGGUAUCUCCAGAGUUCCAGGCAUAGGUUUAGUCUUCACUGAUUUAACCUCAGGUAUCCCUGCAAACUUCUCCAGGUUCGUAACCAACCUCCCUGCUUUCCACCGUGUGCUUGUGUUUGUCUGCGUGAAGUCCGUCCCUGUCCCUUUUGUUCCAGCCGCUGAGAGAUACUUAGUGGGCCGUGUUGGGCCAGUGGACCACAGGUCUUACCGCUGCAUUGUACGGUAUGGUUACCGUGACGUCCAUCAAGACGUUGACUCGUUCGAAACAGAGCUAGUAACCAAGCUUGGAGACUUCAUACGUUAUGACUGGCACAAGAGAACUCAAGAGGAGGAGGACACUGUUAGGUCAAACGAGGGCUCAAGCGAGUCAAGACUGGCUGUAAUAGGAACCGUAGCUUACGAGAUAGAAGAGAAUCUUCAGCCAGAGAGCGUCUCCAUAGGUUUCACUACAGUAGAGAGCAUGGAAGAGGUCAUAGAAAUGGAGCCAAGAGCCACCAUAAGACGUGUUAGGUUUGCAGUGGAAGAAGAGAGUUCAUCAUCAUCGUGGGGAGAAGCAGAGGCGGAGCUGAGGAGUGAGCUGAGUGAUUUAGUGGCGGCGCAAGAGGCUGGGACGGCGUUUAUAUUGGGACACUCACAUGUGAAAGCUAAGCAAGGCUCGUCUGUGAUGAAGAGAUUGGCUGUUAAUUUCGGUUAUAAUUUCUUGAGGAGGAACUGUAGAGGACCUGACGUGGCGCUUAAGGUACCUCCGGUUUCUCUUUUGGAAGUAGGUAUGGUUUAUGUUGUUUGAGUUUAAGAAAAAACAUGUAAACACACAAAAGCUAAUUUGUAUGUUCACUGUUGUAUAUUGGUGACGUUUAGCUUCUUUCUUUCUCUGUUCAUAGAUCCAUAUGUGUGUUAGUGUUUUGACUUUUUAACCAAGAUGGUCAGUUAAUCCUUUGUUUGAUAAUCUGUUUUAGACAA
This is a messenger RNA of Eruca vesicaria subsp. sativa (arugula), 2374 nucleotides long. The record is from the annotation of a GenBank genome assembly. Lineage: Eukaryota; Viridiplantae; Streptophyta; Magnoliopsida; Brassicales; Brassicaceae.